Molecule: messenger RNA, 3123 nt
Organism: Pomacea canaliculata
Lineage: Eukaryota; Metazoa; Mollusca; Gastropoda; Architaenioglossa; Ampullariidae
Exons: 18
Coding region: 382-2160 (592 amino acids)
Source: RefSeq, a predicted model, not a curated record
GCAGGAGGACUUCUUAAGUCUGCUGCUCGCUGCCAGUAAUAAUCCAAUCUUCAGCAUCGCCAACCUCCUUCCUCUCGUCCGCGCCUGCAAAGGGGUGUCCAGGUGCGGGCUAAUGGAGAUCGUGACACUCAUGGAGAACAUGGAGCCAGACGACUUAAAAGAGAUGAUGUCGACGCUCUUCACUAUACCCGGCUACUUCACCGAGCUCCUGUCGUCACUGCCCGUCUUACCCUCCAUGGAAGUCCAGAACCUGGCGUUUAAGGUCACCUCCCUGUCAGAAGAGGUGCGGGAGUUGAUCAAGGAAUUCAUCAACUUAACGGCCAACUCCGGACAUCCCGCUUCGCAGUUUUGCAGUCACUGAAGGAGGUCAUCAGCGUCGUGAUGGACGAUCAUCAUCUCCCUGACAGCUGGCUGGUGCACCUACUGAACUUGUUCUCGAAGACCAAUCAUGUCCGGACAGAGCACGUAGUCAAGUUUUUGUCCCUAUUAAAGGACAAGAAGAGCCUAGGCAGUGAAGCCAUGCACGUCUUUAUAGACAUUUUCAGGUUGAACGAGCUGACGCCGCGCGCUCUCGUCGACUUCCUGUGCGCGCUCAACGACUGCGGCCUCACGCCGGAACCGCUGAUGCAUUUGCUGCGGAUGCUAAGCAAUUCCACCAGCAUCACAACGGCUGGCGUCCACGAACUGCUGAGUUUUCUAGAACAUACCGAUCUACUGCACGAAGAUGUCUUCCAAGAGCUGCAAGAGGUGGCAAACAGCUGUCAGCUUCUAGUGCCCUCCAUCAUCACAGAGCUGAUGAAGCUGCUGAAGGAUGCGAACUUUACGACGCUGGAGGACCUCUGCAACGCCAUGCAGAGGCUCAACUUCGUCUCGAAGGACGAACUAGAUGGUCACCUGCGGCAAAUGACACACAAGCACACUCAGCAGAUGCAGAUUCUGGUGACCUCUUGUGUCCUGAAGGAACCGGAAGAAGAAGUGUUGUCAAGAUUAGCUGGUGUAAACGAGCAGCCAACGCCUAGCUCCAUCCCUGACGUUGCUGAACAACAGAUUAUCUCUCGAAAUCGGAGCGAAGAACCCCUUACCGCUGACCAGGCAUUUACUCACAAUCGUCCAUCGGACCUCGCUGCUGCCAUCGGACAGCGGUUACCCCCAGAGGCUGUGAGCAUCCUCGAAAGUAAGGUGGCGGAGGUGCAGGCUAAUCAGACAGCUAUCCUCGAUAUCCUGACUCCCAAAGGACGGCCCCUGGAUCCACAAAGUCCACGUAGAUACCGAUCGGACGUCACACUACCCAACAUUUUUCCGCCUCAUCCUUCCAGGUACCCGGUCAUCCGGAUUGUUGCCGACAAGUCUGUCGAAACAGAAGAUGAGGUAAAGGUUUCAGAUUCUGGUCGGGUGGAGUCUGAAGCCGUAAACAUGUUGCUGGAAGAAAGGAAAUGCCAUGAACAAAAAAUCCAGUUACUAGAAGACGCCAUCAAAGAGCUGCAGAAGAAAAAAGCAGACAGAAAAGAUCUGAACCAGGCCAAGGACACGAAUCACCAGCAAGCUGACUUGUUGCGGCGCUUCAUGAAGCUGUCUACCAUCAACGAGUCUCACGAAGAGAAGAUUAAGAGCAUUAUACAGCGUCAAGAUUCCCAGGAGGCCUUAUUUGUCAGUGAGCAGGAAAAGGUGCUCCAAGACUUGGAUAAAAUGGCAACGAAGACUGAGCUGCAAGACUUUCGGCAUGGCAUCAGGGAGGAGGUGAUCUCCGCGGUCUACCAGGACAUACUUCGCGAUAGCUCAGUGGGCUGCACCAAGAGGCCGCUGAAGCUGAACUGUCUCUCAUGUGACCGAAAAUUAAUAUGCCUACCAGAAUCUCCCUACUCGCAAAUGCCCGCGUUGCCUGGCUUCCCACCUGCUCGGCCGGAACGCCCCCACACGGUCUUUGAACUGAAUAUGGUCCGCCGUCACGCUCGCAGCCUGCUGGAGCCACCAAACAUGCUGACUGUAGACUUCUACGCCCUCCCAAGACAAGCUGGGGGAAUCCAAACAGAAUACGUGCACAAAGAAUGGUCAAGCAGAUGCUACUUCACGUACCCCGCACCGACACCGACAGCUUCAUCCGCGGAGCUGAUGGCCGUGUGUACGCAGGAGCCUCGCAACCUGUUUUUCUGCCGCCAGUGACUACGACUUCAAUGACCUCCAUUGGGCAGAGACCCGGGUGAUGGGUCACAGGCCUUCUGCUCGGCGGAGUGGCAGGAAGAAGUGAGGAGGCUGGUUGCUGGAACAGAAAGUGAUGUAGCCCACCUCGCACAGGAACAUCAUCUUUUAGAUGUAGGCUGGGAGGAUGUCUGCGGGGUAGGAUAAACAUCGGCAGUAAUGUACAGCUGUACAGCUGUAAUAUGUACAUGGUUUGGUGAAUAUUUGUUUGUCACAGUCAACACUCGUCAUCAGGUCUAGAUAGACAUUUCUCACGUCAGUACAGAGCACGUGUGCGUGCGUGUAUACACGUCUGUGAUCAUAUCUACCUCUGGGCCUUUGAGAAAGAAUCGACAACCUUUUGCCAUGACGAUUGGUGUCAGAUGCUUUUUACAGGUCAUGUCCACAGAAGAAAUGAUAGAGACCUUAAAUAUGUACCAGAAAGUCAAGUUAUAAAUCUGUGUGUUUGUGUGUGUGUAGGGAGGUAAAUGUAGAGCCGUAAGUUGUUGUCACAGUAACCUUGUAAAUCUGCAUACCGUCAGUAAUUUUUCCGUUAUUUUAGUUUUCCUUCAUUUCACACUCCAGAAAGUAAGAGUGCGUCGCCUUACAGCUGAUUCACGAGAACAUCCAGCAUGUGAGUGAUGUCACAAGAACGUCAGAGAAGAUAAGAAAUACAUACACAUACUGAUUUUGCAGCGAUCAGCCGCUCAUUUCUUUUUUUUUUCAUUUUGAAUCAUGUAUAGUGUGCAUUAGACGAAAUACACGAGUACCCAGUCAAGUAUUGGUUUCUUACCUUGUGAAAUGUCUUGGAGGUGUCACGACUGAAGAAUUGCAUAGCAAGUACACUUGUCAGUGAUUUGUACAUUGACUGUAGGAGUCACUCUUGUCGUUACAAGCAACAUGGCACUGGUUAUCCAGUCGAAAUAUACUGUCAGGUUUCUAUUUUAA